AUGUCUGCCAACGGCGACCCCAAAUACGACGACAUCGACUCCGAGUCCGAGUCUGGCGAGUCCUUCGAUGGCCAGCAUGACGCCGCCGACGACAAGCCCCUGAAGUCGGCCCUUAAGAAGUCCAACCCUGCCAUCCCCGACCAGACCAUCCAAAGGCCCCCGCUGCCCCCGCAAACAGACCCGAAAGACCUCGACCUCGCCAGCCUGACUCCCCUCACGCCUGAAAUUAUUGCCCGGCAAGCGACCAUCAACAUUGGCACCAUCGGCCAUGUCGCUCACGGCAAGUCGACCGUCGUCAAGGCCAUCUCUGGCGUCCAGACCGUCCGUUUCAAGAACGAGCUGAUCCGCAACAUCACCAUCAAGCUCGGCUACGCCAACGCAAAGAUCUACAAGUGCGACAGCCCUGACUGUCCGCGACCGGGUUGCUACCGAAGCUAUAAGAGCGAGAAGGAGGUCGAUCCUCCCUGCGAGCGUGAUGGCUGCACCGGUACCUACCGGCUAUUGAGACACGUCUCUUUUGUCGACUGCCCCGGUCACGACAUUCUCAUGAGCACCAUGUUGUCGGGUGCCGCAGUCAUGGACGCUGCCCUGCUCCUCAUUGCCGGCAACGAGUCCUGCCCCCAGCCUCAGACCUCGGAGCAUUUGGCCGCCAUCGAAAUCAUGAAGCUGGACAAGAUCAUCAUCCUGCAGAACAAGGUCGAUCUCAUGAGGGCAGAGGCCGCUCAGCAGCACUACGAGUCUAUCCUCAAGUUCAUCCGAGGAACGGUUGCCGGCAAGUCGCCUGUCAUCCCCAUUUCGGCUCAGCUCAAGUUCAACAUCGACGCCGUCAACGAGGCCAUUGUCAACACCAUCCCUGUCCCCCCCAGAGACUUCACCAUGGACCCGCACAUGAUUGUCAUUCGAUCGUUCGACGUCAACAAGCCUGGUGCCGAGAUCGACGACUUGAAGGGUGGUGUCGCUGGUGGCAGUAUUCUCCACGGUGUCGUCAAGCUGGGCGAUGAGAUCGAGAUCCGACCUGGCAUCGUUUCUCGAGACGAUGCGGGUGCCCUCAAGUGCACGCCUAUCUUCAGCAGAGUCGUCUCGCUUAACUCCGAGGCCAACGACCUCAAGUACGCCGUGCCCGGCGGCCUGAUUGGUGUCGGUACCCGCAUCGACCCGACCCUCUGCAGAGCCGACCGUCUCGUCGGUUUCGUCCUGGGUCUCAAGGGCAGACUCCCCGAGAUUUACAGCGAAAUCGAGGUCAACUUCUAUCUCCUUCGCCGUCUCCUUGGUGUGAGGACUGCCGACGGCAAGCAGGCCAAGGUCGCCAAGCUGGCCAAGAACGAGGUCAUCAUGGUCAACAUUGGCUCGACUUCGACCGGUGCCAAGGUUGCCGCCAUCAAGAAUGAUGCCGCUAAGCUGGUCCUCACCAGCCCUGCCUGCACCAACAUCGGCGAGAAGGUUGCCCUGAGUCGCCGUAUCGAGAAGCACUGGCGUCUCAUCGGCUGGGCCACGAUCGCUGCCGGUGUUACGUUGGAGCCCAGCACGUCGUAA
This is a messenger RNA of Purpureocillium lilacinum, 1533 nucleotides long. RefSeq names its product eukaryotic translation initiation factor 2 subunit gamma. Gene Ontology annotation, cellular component: cytosol; eukaryotic translation initiation factor 2 complex. NCBI's taxonomy places the organism in Eukaryota, Fungi, Ascomycota, Sordariomycetes, Hypocreales, Ophiocordycipitaceae. Gene Ontology annotation, biological process: formation of translation preinitiation complex. Gene Ontology annotation, molecular function: tRNA binding; GTPase activity; GTP binding. The record is from RefSeq and is a predicted model, not a curated record.